Helianthus annuus (common sunflower) is the source of this 1023-nucleotide messenger RNA. RefSeq lists its product as uncharacterized. The transcript has a single exon. Bases 1 to 1023 code for a protein of 340 amino acids. The record is from RefSeq and is a predicted model, not a curated record. NCBI's taxonomy places the organism in Eukaryota, Viridiplantae, Streptophyta, Magnoliopsida, Asterales, Asteraceae.
AUGUCAUCUGCUAUUCAUCCAGUAGUUAUUGUCACAAACAUCAAAGCGCUAAUCCCCAUCACUCUUGACAUCGAGAAUGGUCAUUACACAGCUUGGUCGAAGUUAUUCAAAAUUCAUUGCAUCUCCUAUGAUGUAUAUGAUCAUCUUCAGCCGAAGAAAACCACUGAGACUUCCUCCUCAUCCGAUAUAGACAAAGCAAAAGAUGCGACCUCUUCUUCUCUUUCGUGGGAACGUCUCGAUUCCAUUGUCUUACAAUGGAUUUACGGGACGAUUUCCACCGAUCUUCUGCACACUAUUCUGAAGCCCAACACCAAUGCAUACGCCAUUUGGACGGCGUUGGCAAAUAUUUUUCAAGAUAAUAAGGCCACGCGAACUAUCAAUCUGAAUAACAAGUUUGCCAGCACACGUCUUGAACAAUUUCCCUCCAUGAUGGCAUACUGCCAGGCGCUCAAGGUAAUAUAUGAUCAACUUACUAACGUUGGUUCUCCCAUCACUGAAGAACAAUUGGUAUUACAACUGCUCAUGGGCCUUACGGAAGCAUAUGAGAGCACUGCUACCAUCAUUCAACAAACCAGUCCUUUACCGGACUUCUAUGAGACUCGAUCAAGACUAUGUAUGGCUGAGACGCGCAAAGUAAAUCAAGUCCGCAAUGCAGCCCAAGCCGCCGGUACCGCUCUCGUGGCGACGUCUGACUCUCAUCCGCCGCCAAAUUCUGAGAAUCCUGACUCUCGGUCAGGCUCUAGUCGCUAUGAAGCUCGCUCAGAUUCAAAUCGGGAUCAAAACACCCGUGGAAGAGGUCACGGUCGCGGCCGUGGCCGCGGACGCGGUGGUUCAGCAGGUAGGGGACGCGGUAAUUCUACUACACAGUUCACGGGUCAGCAUGGGUACCCGCCUUGGCCGUUUGGGUUCAACUCUUGGGCCGGCCUAACUACCCCUACCCUUGGGCUCCUUGGACUACUGCUCCUCCAUGUCCGUAUCCCUCAGUUCCACAGCGAACGCCACCCACCAAUGCCGGUAUCCUAG